GGAAGCCCCGGGCUCACCUGCGCGAGCGCCCCCCGCCUGGCUCCUCCCCGGCCCGGCCCCGGCGCCCCCUCCCCCGCUGGAGGGGCGGGCAGUCCGCGCUCGGCUUCGGCGGCGAGCGUGGCUGGCGGGGCAGCGGAGAGAGUGGCACGGAGUUGGCGGGGAUCUCCCUGCGAGAGAGGCGGCCCGGGACGGCUAUAAUCCUCUGAUGGACAUGGAGCCAUAUUUUGCUGAGUUUAAGCACGUGCAGCCGGACUAUGAAGUCACUCUUGAACUCGCGAGUGAGGAGACUCAAAAGACUAAAAGUGCACAGAAUUUGAGGACGGGGUCUUACGGUGUCAGCAUCAGAGUCCAGGGAAUCGAUGGACAUCCUUACAUAGUAUUAAAUAAUACAGAAGGAUGUUUAUCAGAAAAUCCUCCUCCUUUUGGAAAAGAGCAGCAGGUCGUUUCUCAACCUGUAAACAAGCCAGCCACAGACUCCAAUACUGCUUCUAAGUUGGAGGAUAAAAUCAAUGAACACACAAAAUUUACUGGAAUACAGCACAUGCAACCCUCUGUGCUUAAAAAACUGAAGAUAACCCAUGUAGAUGAAAAGGAAAGUGGAAUGUCAGUUUUUAAAGAUGAAGCAAUGAAAUCCUCCAGUUUGUUGAACUUUCAAAGACAUCCUGAACUUUUACAGCCUUAUGAUCCUGAAAAAAAUAACUUGAACUUGGAUAAUUACCAAUCUUCUGUGUGCAGUAAAUCUAAAUCUUUUGCAGAUGAAAAAACUGAAGCAAAGCCUUGGGUUUCCUCAUCUAAAGUAGUGUCUCUACAGAAAACAAAUACGUACCUUGCAGAGCCAACCAAAGCAAGUUCCAAAAAGAUACAUUUGAACAGGUCAGUAGAAGAUCAAAAUAAGCAACUGUUGGACUGUUCCAGUAGCAAGAUCAGCCCUAGUGAUGUGGGUGUUUCAGAGUCAUUUUCAUCUGCAGGAGAAUCCCCGUGUGUUAGUCCCACUUCUUACCAAGAGACAAGAAAACCUAGACCAGAUGUGCUUCCCUUCCGCAGACAAGAUUCUACUGGGCUGGUCUUGGAUGACUCACGACGAUCGUCGUCCUCAUCAGCUACUCCCACUUCUGCAAAUUCCUUAUACAGGUUCUUGCUUGAUGACCAGGAGUAUGCCAUCUAUGCAGACAACGUCAAUCGACACGAAAACAGGAGAUACAUCCCAUUUUUGCCGGGAACUGGUCGCGAUAUCGACACCGGUUCACUUCCAGGGGUAGAUCAGCUAAUUGAAAAGUUUGAUAAGAAGGUUGAUCCUCACAGAAGAGGCAGGUCAGGAAAAAGGAAUAGAAUUCAUCCAGAUGAUCGUAAAAGAUCAAGAAGUGUUGAUAGUGCCUUGUCAUUAGGUCUUGAUGUAAAUUCAGAUUAUUUAGGUGAAUUCAAUAAAAGCUUGGGCAAGUCAACUGAGCACUUGCUGAGACCAUCUAAAGUCUGCCUUCGCAAACAGUUAUCCAGGGAUCAGAAGUCACUUUCCAAAGAGAUGAAGAUUUCUGCUCGAAGUGUUGGAAAACUGCAGAUGCCUGUUAAAGACACUGACAGCAACGAUUUCAGCUCUUUGCAACACCACAAACAAAAUGGAGCCGAUCCUGAGAGCUCAGUGUGUAGGUCAUCUACACUGCCAGGACAGAGCAAGAGGGAGGAAGUUAGAACAGUAACUUCCACUUUAUUGUUGCCAAACCGAAUCACAAUCUCCCCUGAUUCAGGGGCCAAGAAGAUUUCUGUAAGAACAUGUUCAUCUGUCCCUAAUAUUCAGGCAACUCCUGAUCUCUUAAAAGGCCAACAAGAUCUUUCACAGCAAACAAAUGAAGAGACUGCUAAACAGAUACUUUACAAUUACCUUAAGGAGGGAAGUCCUGAUAAUGAUGAUGCAACGAAGAGGAAAGUCAACUUAGUUUUUGAGAAAAUUCAGACUUUAAAGUCAAGAGCUGCUGGAAGGACACAGGUUUCGGAUUCUUCAGCUGAGGUAAAAGCAUUGGCUGAACAAAAAGCAGAACUUGAAAGGAAAGUGGAAGAAUUAGAGAAAAAACUGGAUCUGGAAAUUAGGAAUCAGCAGAAUUCCAAAGAAGAGAGAGAUGCUACACGAGCAAGCCUGAAAGAUCUUCAGCUGCAGCUUGAGGAAAGUCUGCGUGAGAAGGAAGCCUUGAAAAAGGAGCUGGAGGAAAAUGAGAAGGACCUCAGGCAAAACCUGGAGGAGCUUUUUCAAGUGAAGAUGGAGCAGGAACAGCACCAGACUGAGAUCAGAGAUCUUCAGGACCAGCUCUCUGAGAUGCAUGAUGAACUGGAUAAUGCCAAACAUACUGAUCAAGGGGAGAAAGAGAUUCUGAUUGAGGAGCUGAUGCAAAUGAAACAGGAUCUGCAAGAAGUAUUAAUAGCAAAAGAUCAACAAGAGGAGAUCUUGAGAAAGAGAGAGAGAGAGCUUACAGCUUUAAAAGGAGCACUUAAAGAAGAAGUAUCCAGCCAUGACAUGGAGAUGGACAAACUUAAGGAGCAGCACGAUAAAGAAUUGCUUGAUCUACGACAGAGCCUGGAGAAAGCAACAGAGAGUGCUACUGUCCUUGAAAGUGAAAGAAAUGCAGCACAAGAGGAGAGAAAUAGUAUAGAAAAUCGAGUCAAGGAGCUGACUGAGGAAAACAAACAGCUGAAGAGAAGAGUUACUGAGUUAGAGAGUAAAAUUGAGGAGCUGCACAAACAAAUUGAUAAUAUGAAAGGAGAAGAAAACUCAGUGAAGGAAAAAUUAAAGACAUAUGAGGAAGAGAAGCAACAAUUGGAAGAAGCUUUGAAACGUGCUGAGAAGGAGGCAAAGGAAUUGGUAGUGUUAAAAUCAGCUUUGGAAAGCCAACUAGAAGAUCUGCAGGAGAACACCCGUUGUAUUUCACAGGAAAGGCAACAGUUAACUCAGCAGUUAAAGGAUGAAACUCAGCAGAAGGAACAGUUACAGCAGAUAAAGAAUGAAAUGGAGAAUGAACGAUGGCAACUAAACAAGACUGUUGAGAAGUUACAGGAGGAGAUGUCUGAAAUGGUAGAGAUCUCAAGAACAUCAGCUCUGGAGCUUCAGAGCCAGCUUGAUGAAUACAAGGAGAAAAAUCGCAGGGAAUUUGCAGAUCUGCAGAGGCAAUUGAAGGAGAAGAACCUGGAGGUAGAAAAAUCACGUCUGAUGACCAUCAGGAUGCAAGACGAGAUGCGUCUUAUGGAAGAAAACUUGAGGGACCACCAGAGAGCUCAGGAUGAGGCAAUAACAAAAACUCAGUUGCUGGAACAGACUGUGAAAAGCUUGGAGUAUGAACUGGAAGCCAAAAACCACUUAAAAGACGAUCGGGCAAGACAAAUCAAAUUAAUGGAGGACAAGCUGUCUCACCUGGAACUUGAGCUUGAUGAAGAAAAGACUAAUUCAGAUUUGUUGUCUGAGAGGAUCAGCAGAUGCAGAGAACAGAUUGAACAAAUGAGGACAGAGCUACUGCAGGAAAGAGCUAUAAAGCAAGAUUUGGAGUGUGACAAAAUUUCCUUGGAAAGACAGAACAAAGACCUGAAGAGCAGAAUCCUUCACCUGGAGGGUUCUUACCGGUCCAGUAAAGAGGGACUUGUUGCUCAAAUGGAAGCAAGGAUCACAGAGCUGGAAGAACGACUUGAAAAUGAAGAAAGGGAUAGAGCGAAUUUCCAACUAAGUAACCGCAGACUUGAGAGAAAAGUGAAGGAGUUAAUGCUGCAAGUAGAUGAUGAACAUCUGUCACUGACUGAUCAGAAGGACCAGUUGAGUUUGCGUUUGAAAGCAAUGAAACGGCAAGUUGAAGAAGCUGAAGAAGAAAUAGACAGACUGGAAAGUGCUAAAAAGAAACUUCAGAGAGAACUUGAGGAGCAACUAGACAUAAAUGAACAAUUGCAAGGACAGCUUAACACUGCAAAGAAGGAGUUAAGUAGACUGAAGAAGUCACCAAGUAAAGUGUUGGCUGACUCUGAUGAUGAUGAUGACGACGACGAUGACGAUGAUUUCAGCACAGAUGGUGACAGUCUCUGUGAAGUACCUUCAGGAAAUAACUUUUCAAAAGAUGAUGACACAAAAAUUUAAAUAAGUGUUGAUGUGGUUACUUGAAAUACUGGAAGAAUAACAUAAAUUAUCAAAAAACUAGAUGUUCUAGAAGCCAAAUGACAUAAAGGGAUUUAAGGGUUGGGAAUAUAAUGUUUCCAUCCAUACUGUGCCAUUUUCUUAUUUAGAUCUUCACUGUUUAUUAUAGGAUUGCAUUACAGAACAGCUAUAAAACACAAGAUGUAUAUAACAGCUACUGAAAACACGGGGAUAGUGUUUCACAUUGGAAAUGGGAUUUUGCUAAAAUUCUGUUUAAGUAAAAAGCCAUUUGAAAGUAAUUCAAAAUUAGUUUUUAGUUAUUAAGAGCUUUUCCCUAAAAUUAAGGAAACCACUGGAGAUUAUUUAAUAAUUGUAAGUAGGGGUAAAGGAUGUAUAACAUGUAAAUAUUUUAAACUUGAUCUUUUUAUUGACUAGUACUAUUUUGUAAAGUUUCUAAUAUUAUAUAAAUCACUUUGAUAUGUAAA
Myiozetetes cayanensis is the source of this 4584-nucleotide messenger RNA. RefSeq names its product cingulin like 1 (gene CGNL1). The record is from RefSeq and is a predicted model, not a curated record. The coding region runs from base 206 to 4102 and encodes 1298 amino acids. The transcript has 19 exons. NCBI's taxonomy places the organism in Eukaryota, Metazoa, Chordata, Aves, Passeriformes, Tyrannidae. Gene Ontology annotation, cellular component: myosin complex.